Messenger RNA from Phyllotreta striolata, 1423 nucleotides. The record is from the annotation of a GenBank genome assembly. Lineage: Eukaryota; Metazoa; Arthropoda; Insecta; Coleoptera; Chrysomelidae.
AAACAACGUAAAACUUGCGGACGGAAAAUCCAUACGCACACACUUGAUGAACGCGUUGAUGCAAUAGGGAGAGUGCAUGAAAUCUAAUUAUAAUAAAAUUCCGAGUAAUAGAAAUAUUGAUGAAUGGUACUGGUAAAGUAUCUAAGUGAACCGAAUUGAGGGAGAAUUUUGAUGAAAAACUAGUAAUUAAAAAAUUGGGGAAAAUGUCGUUGUUGUCGCAGGUGCUUAGUUUGGCUAUAAACUUUUUGAGUGUUCCGUUUAGUGAAAAUAGUGAAAAUUCGAGACUUGCGAGAAGUGACAAUGCGAUUUUUCCAUUCGACAUCCUUAGAACCCUGCCUGAACCGUGCACAACGUUUUCUUUAGAAAUGGGUGAAAAUGAACUGAAAAUGACAGCCCUGCCGCGCGGCCUUUGCUCCAAUUGUUGCCCGGUGGAAUUUCCCAAAGACAUCCGUUUCGUCGCCUACUCGAAAGAAAAUCUCAAUGGAAAACUGAUGAAACUGAGAAGCGGCGAAGCCAGGCGUGUAGGCGUCGAUAGGAAUCUACCCACCGUUAUUUUCAUCCACGGUUUUUCCGAAGGCUCGCCUGGUCACAGCGGAAGGACAAUUUUGAAUGCGUACUUCUCCAGACCGGAAGCUCGCAACUUGAUCUUGUUGGACUGGUCCGAAUUGGCAACGUUUCCUUGGUACCAAAAUGCCGUGGUCAAUGUUAAGCACGUGUCUCAACGAUUGCGUACAUUCAUCGAGAUCUUCCACGAUAGCGGAGAAAUACCGAUAGACAAUUUACAUGUAAUUGGAUUCAGUUUGGGUUGCCACGUAGCCGGCCUGGCGGGCAAACUGCUCAGGAGUGACCUUAAAAUUCCGAGAAUCACCGGGCUGGAUCCCGCUUUGCCCGAAUAUUCUCUUGGAGACCGUUCAAAACGAUUAUCCUACGAAGACGCGAAAUAUGUGGAUAUUAUCCAUACAGAUGCAGGAAUAUUUGGUUUUCCAAUAGCAAUAGGUCAUGCUGACUUUUUCCCCAACGGUGGAAGAGCUCUGCAACCAGGUUGCCAACCUAGUUAUCUCGUUAGACAAAGAAUAGUCGAUCAAGUGUUGGCCUGUAGCCACGUCAGAGCUUGGCAGCUAUAUGCUGAAUCAGUGAUAAACGAAAGAGCAUUUCCGGCCACACGAUGCUCAUUGUGGAGAGGGCCGGAAAAAGAGUGCGAUUUUUCCGUAGAUGCGUACAUGGGAUUCGGUAAUAAUAACAAAACAUUUGGAUCAUACUAUCUCAUAACAAACGAAAAUAAACCUUAUGGAAGAAGAUCCUAGGCAGACAAUCUUUUUAGUAAAGCCGACUAUGUUACGGUCAUCUAGAAAAACACUAUAGUCAUUGUACAAAUAAUUUAUAUUAGUAAUAAGAAAUGUAAAAAGUACUUAAUAAAAUAGUC